Molecule: messenger RNA, 2448 nt
Organism: Anopheles marshallii
Lineage: Eukaryota; Metazoa; Arthropoda; Insecta; Diptera; Culicidae
Product: transcription factor btd
Exons: 3
Coding region: 1-2448 (815 amino acids)
Biological process (GO): regulation of transcription by RNA polymerase II
Molecular function (GO): DNA-binding transcription factor activity, RNA polymerase II-specific; RNA polymerase II cis-regulatory region sequence-specific DNA binding
Source: RefSeq, a predicted model, not a curated record
AUGAUGGCUUCACCAAGUUUUAUGACGCAGUAUCACAAUCAUCAGUGGAACAACGGUACAACGCAAAGUCAGCUGUCAGCAUUGAAUAUCCUGCCAUAUCAGUAUCCACCACAGCCACCGUCGGUGAGUAGUCUCGGGUCGGUGGCGUCCGUGGGCUCGGCAGGACUAUCGCCAACCCAGUCUAUCGCUUCGUCCAGCGGAGCCGCAAGCAACAGCAGUAGUUUCAGUACCGUCGGUGGCCCCGGGAACCACGGGUCGGCCGUCGCCCUCGGAACCGCUGGAUGUGGUCCCGUUGGUGGUGGAGGAGGAGGCUCAAACACUGCCAGUCCGGACGUAACGGCGGCCGCAGCAGCUGCAGCAGCCGCCUCCAGUGCGGCCGCUUCCUACGGGUUCGGUAUGGUGCAGCAGUCCAGUGCGCUUGAGAUGACCGCAAGACCUCAAGCGAUGCAUUAUCCGUCGUAUGCGUCGUACAGCCCUGCCAGCUAUUACAAUAACGUCAGCAUGGCGACCAGUCCGUGGUUUGCGCAGGAAACGAUGUACGGUACGGCGGCCGGCUGGCACGGUGCGGACGCGUACGGGCUGAAGCUGGAGGAGUACUCGCAUCAGACGCAGGCACAGCGUCGUUGCGCUCGCUGUACCUGCCCGAACUGCAUCAACGAGCUGUCCGGGCUGCCACCAGUAGUCGGUCCGGACGAGAAGGGAAAACGGCAGCACAUCUGCCACAUACCGGGGUGCGAGAAGAUCUACGGCAAAACGAGCCAUCUGAAGGCGCACCUACGCUGGCACACCGGCGAACGGCCGUUCCAGUGCAAGUGGCUGUUCUGCGGCAAACGUUUCACGCGUUCGGAUGAGCUACAGCGACACUUCCGUACGCACACGGGCGAAAAACGCUUCACCUGUACGAUCUGCAGCAAGAAGUUUAUGCGCAGUGACCAUCUCGCCAAGCACGUCAAGACGCACGAAAACAAAGCGAAGAAGAUAGCGAAACGCUCGGAAAAGCUGGAAGAGGCGAAACUGCGCCGGGAGGAAACGAAAAUGAAGGGACUCGAACCGUCAACACCGGUAGUGUCGAGGAAGCUUCCGGCCAGUUCUUCUCUGAACAAACUGACGUCAUCCAAGCGGCUGAAAAUGUCCGGUAGGGAGGAUUCUCGACGGGAGGAAGACACAUCAGCAGACAGCAGCCUCGAGCAGCAAACGCAGCAGCAGCCGCAACAUCACCAUCACAGCAGCCAGUCGUCCACCAUGCUAGAGGACAUAAACGCCAAUAUACGCGUACCUGAGAUCAAGUCGGAGUAUGGUGCUGGUGCGUUGAACGUCCUAACGCCACCGCCAACGGGCAAUUCGCCAACCUCAGCGACGGCAGCGGCGGCCGCCGCAGCAGCCGCUGCUGCAGCAGCUGCUGCCGCCUACCAGAACUACCACCACCACCAUCAUCACGUCGCGGCCCAUCACCAUGCGUCGUACUUCCAGAGUCCCUUCUUCCAGGCGAGUGCCGACGUUGGGUCGGGUGGAUCGACCGGGAAAAGUCAUUUCCCUAGCUACUGUGACGUCGGCAGCGGUAACUUCGGUGGCCAUGGCAGUCAUGGAGGGAACAACCUGCGGCUAGCGGGCGUAAGUAAUGCCACCCUAUCUAGUAUGUCUUCUACCUCGCUGAGCUGUGAGAAAUCAUCCGCUACCCAUCGUACCGCGGGAAGUAAUGCGGGCAAUAGUAGCAGUAGUAGCAGCAACACCGCCACUAAUAAUAGCAGUAGUACCACAAACACCAGCAGUAGCAGCAGCAGCAGCAGUGCCAUCGCCGAACUCAGCAACAGUCUGGUGAAGCUUGAAGAAUACGCCAACGGCCAUGGGCUCGGUGGUAGCCGUGUCGAAGGUGGCUCCACAACCGGGCCUUCUACAGCCGCGCCCGCGGUAGCGGGGAGUGGCAGUAGUGGCAACAACAGCUCCAGCAACACCAACACCCUCAACAACCACGUACUACCUCACGGUGCCCAGCUGUACCACUCGUUGGCCAGCGAACCGUCAUCCCACCAUCCGUACCAUCCGUAUGCGGCCAUGAAAGCUGGCGGUGGUAUGCCAACCGCCUCCUAUGGAAGCAUCUCGCCCUACGAGCAGGAACAGUCCGCAACGGGUCAGCACCAUGCACAUCCAUCCGCGGGCGUAACCAACUCAGCGUCGUCCCAUCUCGCCUCCACCUACAACAUGAUGAUGAGCAACUAUUCACUGCAUCAGCAUCACCAACAUCAGCAGCAGCAGCAACAGCAGCAGCAUCACCAUCAUCACCACCAUCACCAGCCGCAGCAGCAGCAACACCAGCAGCAACAGCUUCUCAAUCAACAGCAUCACCACCAACAUCAGCAGCAACUUCAACAUCAACUUCAGCUCAACCUUACAGCGCAGCAACCGAACACCGGAGCGGCGGCGACCAACGCGAACGCACUGUUCAAAUAA